CUGAAAUAACUACUAUAAUGCAAAUAUCAAUGGUUCAACCUGUUUUCAAGUUAGAAUUAAAUCAUAAAGUAACGCCGAGUGUUGUAAUAAUAGCAAAAUACGAUGGUACACACCCAUGCUUAACUGCGUCUGCUGGUUAUGAUAAAAUAAUAAUUCACCAUCCAUACGGAGGAAUAACCAGCGGGCGAGCUCAGCGCUCCCACGCACAUGGAGAGGUAUCAGAAUUAAACGUCAGCCAGGCGGUGGUAGCUCUUGCCGCUGGUCCACUGAGACCUGAUUGUACCAGAGAUAUGCUAUUAAUUGGAUCACCAACUCAGAUACUUGCGUACGAUGUUCACGAUAACUCUGACCUAUUUUUCAAAGAAGCCCAAGAUGGUGUUAAUGUUUUGGUAACUGGCAGUUUCGGAAAAAGCAAUGAAAUGCUCGUUAUUGUGGGCGGCAACAGCUCAGUGCAGGGUCUCAGCUGGGAGGGAAAUGAGGUGUUCUGGAAUGUGGUCAGUGGCAAAGUAACAUCAAUGGUUACGUUCGAUUUUGAUAAAGAUGGUGAAAAUGAGUUGUUAAUAGGAUGUGAUGAUUUUUAUAUCAGAGUGUUAAAAAACAAUCAGUUUAUUAUGGAGCUUGCAGAAACAGGUUCCGUAACCUGCCUGUCUCCCAUCACUGAAGUAAGAUUUGCUUACGGACUCGCUAAUGGCACAAUUGGUAUUUACGAAGAAGGGUUACGACUGUGGAGAGUUAAGUCAAAACAGAAUGCGAUAGCUCUGCAAUGGUCCGGGGAGUCGCUGGCGUGCGCGUGGGCGAAUGGCCGACUGGACUGGCGCGACGGGGCGUCGGGCCGCGUGCUGCGUCGCGUGCAGAUGCGCGCCGGCGCAGCUGCCAUGCUUCUUGCUGACUACCGCUCUCUCGGCGCACCGGAUCUCGUCUGCGUGUCUGAUAGAGGCGAAGUGUUAGGAUACCCACCUUACCAUGAAAGCGUUGGAUUCAACGCGACUUCAAAGAAGGUUCCAUCGGAAGAGGACCGACUAGCGAUCACAGAACUGCUAAACAGAAAACAAAUGCUGAUGGUGGAAAUGCAACAUUACGAGGCAAAUGCGGCCAACGAGGAUUUGGAGGAACGCCCUGCUACUGCCAUGCCAACUAACACGCGGCUUCAAGUCGCUGUCACUCCCAAUGUUGAUGAGGGUUGCUUGGAUCUGGCGAUAUCGACGAAUAAUGAAACAAUCGUUAGAGCGGCUUUAGUACUGGCUGAGGGAAUAUUCGAGAGUGGGGAGACUUUAGCUCGACAUCCCCCAGUAAAUAGCUUGCGUUCCAUACUGUAUGCGCCGCUGAGACCGCCCAGAGAUGUUCCUGUUGAUGUACAUAUUAAGGCGUUAGUUGGUUACGCCGAAAGUGAACAAUUUCAUAUCUUCGAGCUCACAAAACACCUACCAAGGUUUGCGAUGUAUAGAUCAGCGCCAUCUACAUUAUCAAAAACCAAAUGCGAUAAUUUCGUAACAUUUCGAAUCACAGAACGUAUUCAGAGAAUAUGUAUUUGGAUUAACCAGAACUUUCUAUUGGAUGAAGAAGUGGCGAUCGAAAAUGAAGAUUUAAAAGAACUUAACAUUACAUUUUUAAGUUUAAGAGAUAAGUCUCGAUUGAAUAUGAGUUUUGCAGCGGAUGGACAAGUCAAAUUUGCAACUCCUGAUAUAGGUUUAGCUGGUGAUUUGAUACAGAGUUUGGCAAUUUACUUGAACUUGGCUGAUUUGCAGUCAACGGCUCACUUUCCUGAAACCGAAGAUAAACUCCGCGAAGAAAUGGAAAAUGCGUCACAAGUAGGAGAGACAAGAUCUCGCCUAGCAGCUGAAACUGCAGAAAAAGCUCAAUUAAUAACUGCAUUAUUACCAGCAGCGCAAGAUGCAGCUUCCUAUGACUUAAAAGAAAUGUUAAACCGGUAUAAGGAAGUGAUUCUUUUAAACGAAGAAUUGUUAACUGGAUGCCACGUGCGGCGUGCCACUCAGGAGCAAGCUGUUAAGUCCCUUAAAAACUUACACAUAAUAUUACGACAAGCUGCACGAUUGAGAGUUGGAAAAUACAGCAAAGCUGUGAUCGCAGCUUGCAGGAAGGCAGUACAAGACAAUAAUACAGAAGCAUUAAUCAAGAUAUUACAAGCAGGAAAUUGUUGAAUUAAAACAAUAUUUUAAUU
Messenger RNA from Papilio polytes (common Mormon), 2179 nucleotides. Its product is annotated as Bardet-Biedl syndrome 2 protein homolog. Gene Ontology annotation, biological process: non-motile cilium assembly. The record is from RefSeq and is a predicted model, not a curated record. Lineage: Eukaryota; Metazoa; Arthropoda; Insecta; Lepidoptera; Papilionidae. Gene Ontology annotation, molecular function: protein binding. Gene Ontology annotation, cellular component: motile cilium; BBSome; membrane. The coding region runs from base 18 to 2159 and encodes 713 amino acids. The transcript has 11 exons.